Messenger RNA from Lodderomyces oxycetoniae, 201 nucleotides. RefSeq names its product Wh11p (gene WH11). The transcript has a single exon. Lineage: Eukaryota; Fungi; Ascomycota; Pichiomycetes; Serinales; Debaryomycetaceae. The coding region runs from base 1 to 201 and encodes 66 amino acids. The record is from RefSeq and is a predicted model, not a curated record.
AUGUCAGAUUUAGGAAGAAAAGAUAUUGGUGAUAAAAUUGAAUCAGCAAUCAAGCCAGAUUCUGAAAAAUCAACCGGUGAACACUUGAAAGAUACAGUUACAGGUAAAGCUGACAACCUUGCAGGUAAAGGUCAAUCUGACAAUGACAAGUCAUGGACUCAAAAGGCUUCUGAUGCUGUUUUUGGUUCAGACAACAAAUAG